Molecule: messenger RNA, 243 nt
Organism: Centruroides sculpturatus (bark scorpion)
Lineage: Eukaryota; Metazoa; Arthropoda; Arachnida; Scorpiones; Buthidae
Product: GATOR complex protein DEPDC5-like
Exons: 4
Coding region: 1-243 (80 amino acids)
Biological process (GO): cellular response to amino acid starvation; positive regulation of autophagy; negative regulation of TORC1 signaling
Cellular component (GO): lysosomal membrane; GATOR1 complex
Molecular function (GO): GTPase activator activity
Source: RefSeq, a predicted model, not a curated record
AUGAUUUCAGAGGAAAGUCUAGUCAUAAACCAAAAAGAUUUCCCAUCAUUGAAAACUAGUGAUAUAGUUGAAAUUUAUUCUCCUGAAGAUGAAUACAGUCGUUUAUUGUUACAAGUUACUUGCUUUAAAGAAGAACUCCAAAAAGAUACAAUUAGCAUUGAACAAUCUAUUGCAAGUAAUUUUCAAUUAAGGACUUAUGCAGAUGUGAUUGUAAAUAUUGUUAACCCAAAGGUAGAAAUUUAA